Molecule: messenger RNA, 2320 nt
Organism: Centrocercus urophasianus (Greater sage-grouse)
Lineage: Eukaryota; Metazoa; Chordata; Aves; Galliformes; Phasianidae
Gene: ACVR2B
Product: activin A receptor type 2B
Exons: 11
Coding region: 1-1548 (515 amino acids)
Biological process (GO): activin receptor signaling pathway; protein phosphorylation; cellular response to growth factor stimulus
Cellular component (GO): activin receptor complex; plasma membrane
Molecular function (GO): activin binding; activin receptor activity; ATP binding
Source: RefSeq, a predicted model, not a curated record
AUGAAGGAAUUCCUUCACCUGGGAGACCUGCAGAACUUCUUGGCUUUGAAUUUUGCUUCAGGACCAGGUCACGGGGAGGCAGAGACGAGGGAAUGUAUUUACUACAACGCCAACUGGGAGCUGGAGAAGACCAACCAGAGCGGCGUGGAGCGCUGCGAGGGGGAGAAGGACAAGCGGCUCCACUGCUACGCCUCCUGGAGAAACAACUCGGGAUCCAUCGAGCUGGUGAAGAAAGGCUGCUGGUUAGAUGACUUCAACUGUUAUGACAGGCAGGAGUGCGUAGCUACAGAAGAAAACCCUCAAGUGUUUUUCUGCUGCUGCGAGGGCAACUACUGCAAUGAGAAAUUUACCCACUUGCCUGAAGUAACCGGCCCAGAAGUCAUAUAUGAGCCACCACCACCAACGCCCUCCCUGCUUAACAUCCUGGUGUACUCUCUGCUGCCCAUUGCUGUCCUGUCAGUGGCCAUCCUCUUGGCCUUCUGGAUGUAUCGGCACCGCAAGCCUCCCUACGGGCACGUUGACAUCAAUGAGGACCCCGGCCCACCACCUCCUUCUCCCCUGGUUGGCCUAAAACCUCUACAGCUCCUGGAGAUCAAAGCCAGGGGACGCUUCGGCUGCGUGUGGAAGGCUCAGCUGAUGAAUGACUACGUAGCAGUGAAAAUCUUCCCAAUUCAGGAUAAGCAAUCUUGGCAGAGUGAGAGGGAGAUUUUCAAUACUCCUGGCAUGAAGCAUGAAAACCUUUUGCAAUUUAUCGCAGCAGAGAAAAGAGGGACAAACCUAGAGACAGAGCUCUGGCUGAUCACAGCGUUCCACGACAAGGGCUCUCUCACGGAUUAUCUGAAGGGCAAUAUCAUCAGCUGGAACGAGCUCUGCCAUGUUGCAGAAACCAUGGCCCGUGGCUUGUCUUAUCUCCAUGAGGACGUCCCGUGGUGCAAGGGUGAAGGACACAAACCUGCUAUAGCACACAGGGACUUCAAGAGUAAAAACGUCUUGCUGAAGAACGACUUAACGGCAGUGCUAGCUGAUUUUGGCCUUGCUGUACGGUUUGAACCUGGAAAACCUCCAGGGGACACUCAUGGACAGGUGGGAACAAGGAGGUAUAUGGCUCCUGAAGUGUUAGAGGGAGCAAUCAACUUCCAACGGGACGCUUUCCUGAGAAUAGACAUGUAUGCAAUGGGACUGGUAUUAUGGGAGUUAGUCUCCAGAUGUAGAGCAGUUGAUGGUCCAGUGGAUGAAUACAUGCUGCCUUUUGAAGAAGAAAUAGGUCAGCACCCAUCCCUCGAGGACCUGCAAGAAGUGGUCGUUCACAAGAAGAUGCGCCCCAUCUUCAAGGAUCAUUGGCUGAAACACCCUGGCUUGGCGCAGCUCUGCGUGACCAUCGAAGAGUGCUGGGACCACGACGCAGAGGCUCGGCUCUCGGCAGGCUGCGUCGAGGAGCGCAUUGCUCAGAUCCGCAAAUCCGUCAACGGCACUACCUCGGACUGCCUCGUCUCCAUCGUGACGUCCGUCACCAACGUGGACUUGCCGCCCAAAGAGUCCAGUAUCUAAGUCCUGGUUCGCUUUUGUCUUUCCAGACUCAGUGGAUUUGAAAAAAGUUUAAAAAAAAAAAAAAAAAAAAAAAAAAAAAAAAGAAAACACACGAAGAAAGAAAAAAAAAAUACCAUAAAAAUCCAACAAACACGUGAAUGCAGCUGCUAUUUUAUCUUGACUUUUUAUUAUUAUUGUUAUUAUUAUUAUUAUUAUUAUUUUUGGAUUGGAUCAAUUUUACCAGCACAUUGCUCUACUGUAUUAACAAAUGGACAUUUCAGCAAGCAUUCAGGUGCCGACUAAUGAAUGCAGAAAAGGUGCAGGUACCUCAGAACCUCAACAAACUCACUUCAGUUGUUUUGUUGUUGUUGUUGUUUUUUAAAUUGAGUUUUCUGGGUUUCUCUUUAUCAGUCUGUCUUCUGAGCAGAACAUCUGUGACAUAAAGGAAAACCACCUAUCAUCUUAGAAAACGCAAUGCUGCAAACUUUGGAGGAAACUUAAGACUGUUACAUAAGAUUACACCUUCCUCAAAAGGAUUUUUUCCCCAUUUUGUUUCGUUCCUGGGUUCUGUUCCGUGUUGGGUUAUUUUAUUUGGAAGUGAGCUUCAAAAAAAAAAAAAAAAAAAAAAAAAAAAAAAAAAAAAAAAACAAACACAGCAGAUGUGUCUUUUACGGAUCUAACGGGUGUCAUUGUAACAUGGAAAAAAGUAACCGGGCGGCGAAUGUUAAUUCUUGGUGGUAGAAUUGAAGGGGGGAGCGUAGAAUGGGGGUGGGGAGAGCGACGUUGGACUUGG